Clunio marinus is the source of this 489-nucleotide messenger RNA. Lineage: Eukaryota; Metazoa; Arthropoda; Insecta; Diptera; Chironomidae. The record is from the annotation of a GenBank genome assembly.
AUGAAAAAUCGGGCAGUAAGCUUAGCAAUGACUGGAACGAGAGUUGGACAAGUUCUUCUACCUCAGGUAAUAAAACUUCUAAUGCCAUUAUAUGGAUCGAAAGGAACACUCUUGAUAUUUGCUGGACUCGCAUUGAAUGGAGUGUUCGGAGCACUUCUCUUCCAUCCAAUUCACAGACACGCUACAAAAUUCAAUACAGCAUUUGAAUGGUGCUUGAUAAAAGAUUUGAGAUUCUAUAUUUUAAACAUUGGACUAUCAAGUGGAGAUGAUAUUAUUGUAAUGGACGCAUCAAUGGUACUUUCAUUGCUUCUACAGAAGAAAUCAAAACUGACAACCACACAAACUGCACUAUGUUUAUCACUACUUGCAAUAUCAAAUAUCGUCUCACGUUUGACAUUUCAUUUUAUAUCGGAUCUUUUAAAACUUUCAUGUCGAAUGACUUUUAGUGACAUUAGAAUUAAUUGGAGUCUCAACAACAUAUGUUAUUGA